AAAAAAAUUAAGAAUAAUUAUCAAAAAAUUAAUCAAUAAAAAAUUUAAGAAAAACAAAUGGAAGUUUAAAAUAUUGUUUAACAAGAAUUUCUUAAGUGCAUUACUCAUUAGUGUGAAAUAGAAGGCAGCUCUUUCAGUGUUGAGGAAAAUAAAAAAGAUCCAACAAAGCUUAAUGUCCUCAUUUAUGGUGAAAGUAAUACAAUUCACUAAAAUGGAAUUUACAAAGCUGAAUUCUAAUUUACUAAAGAUUUUCCAGAGGUUAGACCUGAAGGAAAGUUUAUUUCGCCAUUACCUUACCAUAGUAAUAUAGAUGAAAAUGGUAAAAUUUGUUUAGAUUACUAUAAUGAUUGGGAUUCUUCUACGUAUAAUAAAAAAUCUUUUGUCAUUCUCAUAGAAAAUUUGUGCACACUCAUUCAUAAUUAAAACAAUGAAAGUUGUUUGAGAUAUAGUAUAGGUAAAGAAGAAUAAAGUAAUAAAUAGUAAUAUAUUUAAAAUGUAUAAAAGUAAGCAUUAGUUUGUAGGUAAGCAUUUUUAGAUGGAUGA
Molecule: messenger RNA, 543 nt
Organism: Tetrahymena thermophila SB210
Lineage: Eukaryota; Ciliophora; Oligohymenophorea; Hymenostomatida; Tetrahymenidae
Product: ubiquitin-conjugating enzyme
Exons: 1
Source: RefSeq, a predicted model, not a curated record